GACAGCGGUUCUUAGCCACCAGUCGUAUUGCCGGUGGUUCUAAGGAGCCGAUCAUGGCGACACCCCCCAAACGGCGGGCUGUGGAUCCCUUGGGGGAGAAAGUGCUGCGCUAUGAGACCUUCAUCAGUGACGUGCUACAGCGGGACCUGCAAAAGGUGCUAGAUCACCGUGACAAGGUAUAUGAGCAACUGGCCCAAUACCUUCAACUGAGAAAUGUCAUUGAGCGAAUCCAGGAAACAAACCGCUCGGAGUUAUAUAUGCAGGUGGAUUUGGGCUGUAACUUCUUCGUUGAUACAGUGGUCCCAGAUGCUUCACGGAUCUAUGUGGCCCUUGGAUAUGGGUUUUUCCUAGAGUUGACACUGACAGAAGCUCUCAAGUUCAUUGACCGUAAGAGCUCUCUCCUCACAGAGCUCAGCAACAGCCUGACCAAGGAUUCCAUGAAUAUCAAGGCACAUAUCCACAUGUUGCUAGAGGGACUUGGAGAACUUCAGGGUUUACAGAAUUUCCCAGAGAGCCCUCAUCACUGACUUCUUCCACUACCCUCUCCUGCCUCCCAAUAUUAAAGAGCCUGAAUGCCUUUGA
Sorex araneus (European shrew) is the source of this 582-nucleotide messenger RNA. It is a transcript of the gene UXT, whose product is annotated as ubiquitously expressed prefoldin like chaperone. The record is from RefSeq and is a predicted model, not a curated record. Gene Ontology annotation, molecular function: transcription corepressor activity. The coding region runs from base 54 to 527 and encodes 157 amino acids. The transcript has 7 exons. Gene Ontology annotation, biological process: negative regulation of transcription by RNA polymerase II. Lineage: Eukaryota; Metazoa; Chordata; Mammalia; Eulipotyphla; Soricidae.